CAACGUGACUCCUCCAUCUUCGGUCUAUUGUCUGGCUGGCGCGUCCAUAAAGCGCUAACCCUAACUACCCUCUCUCUCUCUCUCUCCUCUUUCUCUCACUACCCACUAUCACUCACUGGUUUUGCUUCCCACUUUCUCUAUCUUCUGCCUUGUGGAUUCAACUACUGUGGAUGAUCUCUCUGCUCUUCGACUCAGUUUAAUCUUCAUUUUCACCUUUACUGGCUCUAAUCAGAGAGUAAUGUAGCUGAUUUUGAUUCACAAUUUCUUUUGCAUUUUGGGACAAAAUGCUUUUCUGUUGAUUCCUUUCGUGGAUCAAUCUGGUUUGCGGCUAAACUGAAACAGGCUUUCUUGGUGAAUAUAGUUGGCAUUGGAUCAGCAAAAAUGAGGUCUUUGGCGUUUCAUUUUGGGUGUAAAAUUCUAAUGCUAUUUAGCCUUUUGACUAUUGGGAAGGCAGAGAUUUACAUAGUAAUGGUUGAAGGAGAGCCAGUGAUAAGUUACAAAGGUGGUGUCGAUGGUUUUGAAGCCACUGCUGUGGAGUCUGAUGAGAAGAUUGAUGUAAACAGUGAAAUAGUGACAUCUUACUCUCGUCACCUAGAAAAGAAACACGACAUGCUUCUGGGGAUGCUGUUUGACCGUGGGACCUACGAGAAACUCUAUAGCUAUCGGCAUCUUAUUAAUGGCUUUUCAGUUCACAUAUCUCCUGAACAGGCAGAAAUUCUUAGACGAGCCCCUGGUGUGAAAUCUGUGGAAAGGGAUUGGAAGGUGAAGAAACUUACAACACAUACCCCACAAUUUUUGGGCCUUCCAACUGGAGUAUGGCCGACAGGAGGUGGAUUUGACAAGGCUGGAGAGAACAUUGUAAUAGGAUUUGUGGACUCGGGGAUUUAUCCUCACCAUCCAAGCUUCUCAACCUACAAUACGGAACCAUAUGGGCCUCUUCCAAAAUACAGUGGAAAAUGUGAAGUUGAUCCUGACACCAAAAGGAGCUUCUGUAAUGGGAAGAUUAUUGGAGCCCAACAUUUUGCAGCAGCUGCAAUUGCAGCUGGGGUAUUUAAUCCUGCUAUUGAUUUUGCUUCUCCCCUGGAUGGAGAUGGACAUGGAAGUCAUACAGCAGCUAUUGCUGCUGGUAAUAAUGGUGUUCCUGUGAGAAUCCAUGGAUAUGAAUUUGGGAAAGCAAGUGGAAUGGCUCCUCGUGCUAGAAUUGCUGUGUACAAGGCACUAUACAGGCUUUUUGGAGGGUUUGUUUCAGAUGUGGUUGCUGCUAUUGAACAGGCCGUUCAUGAUGGUGUGGACAUUAUCAAUCUCUCGGUGGGCCAAAACACUCCUCCUGCAGCCACAAAGACCACAUUUUUAAAUCCUUUUGAUGCUACGCUUCUUUCAGCUGUGAAAGCCGGAGUGUUUGUUGCACAGGCAGCUGGAAAUGGGGGUCCUUUUCCCAAAACAUUGUUGUCAUAUAGUCCAUGGAUAACAUCUGUAGCUGCUGCAAUUGACGAUCGCAGAUACAAAAACCAUCUGACCCUGGGAAAUGGGAAAAUUUUACCAGGAGUUGGGUUGUCACCUGCUACACAUGCAAAUCAAGCAUUCACCAUGGUUGCAGCUAAUGAUGUUCUGCUGGAUUCUUCAGUUAUGAAAUACAGCCCUGCAGACUGCCAGAGGCCAGAAGUUUUAAACAAAAACUUGGUGAAAGGAAACAUUCUUGUUUGUGGCUAUUCUUUUAAUUUUGUUGUUGGUACUGCAUCAAUCAAGCAAGUCUCAGAAACAGCCAAGAGCCUCGGUGCAAUUGGCUUUGUUCUUGCCGUAGAAAAUGUUUCUCCAGGAACAAAAUUUGAUCCUGUUCCUGUUGGAGUUCCCGGUAUUGUCAUCACAGAUGUUAGCCAUUCAAUGGAGUUGAUAGAUUAUUACAACAUCUCCACAUCAAGGGAUUGGACUGGACGCGUGAAGAGCUUCAAAGCAACAGGCGGCAUUGGGGAUGGUCUGGUGCCCAUACUACACAAAUCAGCACCGCAAGUAGCACUGUUCUCUUCACGUGGGCCCAACAUAAAAGAUUAUGGUUUUCAAGAUGCUGAUCUUCUCAAGCCAGAUAUUCUAGCUCCUGGUUCUCUAAUUUGGUCUGCUUGGGCUCCAAAUGGAACAGAUGAGGUUAAUUACAUUGGAGAAGGAUUUGCUGUGAUAUCUGGAACCAGCAUGUCUGCACCUCAUAUAGCAGGAAUAGCUGCCCUUAUUAAGCAGAAGCAUCCUCAUUGGAGCCCAGCUGCCAUCAAAUCAGCCUUGAUGACAACAUCAACAACAGUGGACAGAGCAGAGAGACCCCUUCAAGCUCAACAGUAUUCCGGAUCUGAAACCAUUACACUGGUCGCAGCAACUCCUUUUGAUUAUGGGAGUGGCCAUGUUAAUCCCAGAGCCGCUCUUGAUCCUGGACUCAUCUUUGAUGCAGGUUAUGAGGAUUAUCUGGGGUUCUUGUGCACCGUGCCCGGAAUCGAUGCCCAUGAGAUAAAGAAUUAUACAAAUUCACCAUGUAACUACACCCUUGGCAACCCAUCAAACUUCAACACCCCUUCAGUCACAAUUUCCCACCUUGCAAAAACUCGAACAGUGACACGCACUGUAACAAAUGUUGCUUUGGAAGAAGAAACCUACGUCAUCACUGCAAGAAUGGCACCAGCAGUUGCCAUUGAAACCAACCCUCCAGCAAUGACUCUGAGACCUGGUGGAUCAAGGAAAUUCACAGUGACUCUCACGGUAAGAUCAGUAACCGGAGCAUACAGUUUUGGGGAGGUUUUGAUGAAAGGAAGCAGAGGACACAGAGUCAGAAUCCCUGUAGUUGCUAUGGGUUAUGACUGGUAACUUUGGUUGCAAUCUAGAUGAUUGAAUAUUAUUGUGAUCAUGGUGAUGAUGAUAUUCUUUUGUAAUCUGUGGGAAUAAGAAGAUAUAUAAGAAAAAAGCUAGAGGGUAUUGAUAUGAAAAUUCAUAUAUAUAUAUAUAGAAUAGAGGAGUUGUUGUGAAGAUAUCUCGUCUUAGUAAGUAUAAAGGGAGGGGAGACUUUCUAGUUUCUUCCACUCAUGUAACUUUUGGUGAGUUUUGUUGGUGUCUGUAAUGUGGUGGAAUGCCUUUGUAUUCAUUCCCCUUUACAGUGCAUGAAAUAGCCUUUUGGUUGUUGGAUUGUUUUGGUAUUUGGGUAGCGAAAAAAGGGCUAGAUGGGGUUUCAUCUCAUGUAACUUUGCUAUUGUAUUCUUGACUCUUCUUCCUCGUGAUAUAAUGAUAUUAUUUUUUCCCCUUCUUAUAAGAUAAA
Camellia sinensis is the source of this 3289-nucleotide messenger RNA. Its product is annotated as PA-domain containing subtilase family protein. The record is from RefSeq and is a predicted model, not a curated record. Gene Ontology annotation, molecular function: serine-type endopeptidase activity. Lineage: Eukaryota; Viridiplantae; Streptophyta; Magnoliopsida; Ericales; Theaceae. Gene Ontology annotation, biological process: proteolysis.